AUGCCGUCCGAAACAAAGGAACAGCCAUUGCGAUACGUGCAUUAUUCUAUCCCCGAUGCCGACUUCGACAAAUAUAAGGAAAUGCCCAGUCAGUUUGCCGAGAUGAACACACUGUCAGCCGUGGAGAUGCGUGAAAUCAUGUCUCAGCUCCCAGUGACGUUCCCAUAUGAUGAGUCAAUCACCGAGAGCAUCGAGAUUAGCCAUCGAAACAUCACAGCUCGGGAUGGCGCUGAGCUGGAGCUUAGAAUUUACAAGGACAACACUGUUGGCCAGAACUCAACAUUGUUUUUUGUGGCGCAUGGAGGAGAUAUGAAGGUGAUCCAUGGCUGGGUUCUUGGGGACCACACCGCUGAAGAGGCCAUGAAUCGUUUGGUUGCCAAGAGAACCGACUCGGUUGUUGUUAGUGUCAAUUAUCGUCUGAGAGUUACUACAUUCCUUCCCAUACAUGAGAUUCAAAGUGCUCUUCCUUGUUGGAGAUGUUCUGAUGGUAGAAAUAGGGCCCCGGAAUAUCAAUUUCCCUAUGCCGUCAAUGACUGCUGGGAUGCAAUUGAAUGGUGUAGAGACAAUGCAGAUACCCUAGGGAUCAACCCAAAGAAGGUGAUUGUCGGUGGAAGCAGUUCUGGGGGAAACAUUGCUGCCGUGCUAGCUAUGAAAGACAGAGACGAAGGCAUUGGGGCUGUCAUCGGUCAGGUCCUGAAUGUACCUGACAUAUGCCGCCCGGCGCACUUCCUAAAGGACAAAUAUGAAUAUCACAGUCCCGAGCAAAACAAGGAUGCGCCAGUGAUGCCAACGCAUGCUACUCAUUGGUUUUGGGAGCAAUAUUGCCCCACAGCCGGCGCAGAACCCUAUGCCAGUCCUCUGCUGGCCCAUUCUUUUACGGGGCUGGGACCUGCAUUGAUUCAGGUCGCUGGACAAGACCCGAUUCGUGAUGAGGGUCUCGCUUAUGGCGAAGCUCUAGAAAAGGCAGGUGUUCCUGUACACACCAAGGUCUAUGCUGGCUUGCCUCAUGCCUUCCACCUUUUUCCAGACCUGAAAGCCACUGCAGCAUUCUAUGAUACAAUUAUAGAAUGGAUUACGACACUUCAGAAACAGAGUUGA
This is a messenger RNA of Aspergillus pseudonomiae, 1098 nucleotides long. RefSeq names its product alpha/beta hydrolase. Gene Ontology annotation, molecular function: hydrolase activity. Bases 1 to 1098 code for a protein of 365 amino acids. The record is from RefSeq and is a predicted model, not a curated record. The transcript is spliced from 7 exons. NCBI's taxonomy places the organism in Eukaryota, Fungi, Ascomycota, Eurotiomycetes, Eurotiales, Aspergillaceae.